AUGGACUUUGAGUUCGGAAAGGCGGUGCAGGAGCUUUACCCACUUAAACAAACCCAGCUGGCCGAGAAAGCGUCGGCGACAGGUUGUUCCCGUCCGAAGACGGGCCCGCUGGUGACUUCCCCGCUAACAACCACAGCGGUCAACCAUCCAGGCACGUUCCUGCUUCUGCUUGGCGACUCAUCUUCACAGCAGCUGAGGAAAGGACUUCCUUCCAGUUGCUCAAUUGACAUCGCCGCAAUGACCAGCAUCAAAUUCAGGGAGCCUUACUCCCAGGAGGAAUUGGACAAGCUCUAUCCCCCGCAUCUGAAGCUUCAAUUGGUCCAGGUGUUUAUGCGACAUGGAGAGAGAACUCCUGUGUCUGCGCGAUUCCAAAAUGCCGGCCUUCCAUCAUAUUGGCCAUAUUGCGCCGUCGCACGCCGGAUGACUUCAAUGGUAGCGACGAAUAAGGACCUCUCGACAUGGGACACCUUACAAUGGCGGAGGAAGAUUGAGACGUUCGGCCACGACGAUGAAGCCGUUCCGACGCGUGGCCCAGCAGGAGAGACUGAGGCAAUUUGUCAUGCCGGAGAGCUCACGGAUAAAGGACGGCAGACAACUUUCGAACUCGGACAGCGCUUACGCCAUCUCUACGUGGACCAGCUAGGAUUUAUGCCGCAAAUCAAAUCCAAUGCUGAAGAUAUGUACCUACGUGCCAGCCCUAUCCCUCGUGCUCUCGAAUCAAUGCAACAAGCUUUUAUGGGAAUGUAUCCUGCUAGCGCGCGCACGGCAGACUUUGCUACUCCGGCCAUUGUUACGCGAGCUUUUGCUGACGAGACUGUAUAUCCCAAUGACGCCAAUUGCAGACGUUUCAGACAGCUUUCAAGGCUUUUCGCAGAACGAGCUGCUCAGAGGUGGAACGAAACUGAUGAUAUGGAGUACUUGACCAAGCUAUUCACAAAAUGGAUGCCGUCGAGCUCUCCUCGAGUUGCUGUUGACUCUCGCCCCCGUCUUUCAGGUAUCAUGGACACUAUCAACGCCACUUUAGCUCACGGAGCAGCUACAAAACUCCCCGCAAAAUUCUACGAUGAGAAAGCACUCAAGAUUAUAGACAAAAUCGCUGUCGAGGAAUGGUAUGCAGGCUACAAAGAAAAUGAAGAAUACCGACGUCUCGGCAUUGGCGGCCUUAUGGGAGAUGUCGUUGAUCGUAUGGUAAGCGCUGCUCUGGAGGGCGGCUGGCGCAGCGAAGUGGCCUCUUCUAUCACAAGUGGUUCCAAGGUACCUAUAAAAUUCGGCUUGACCGGCUGCCAUGAUACGACUCUUGCCGCCGUUUUGUCCAGUCUGGGUGCAUUUGAUAAUGAGAGGUGGCCCUUUUUCACAUCUCACAUUUCGCUCGAACUAUUCUCGACCAACGCCGAGACACAGAACACUACUGUAAACCGAGAUUCGUCAUCCUCGUCACAAACCAAGAGUACCGGAUUGUUCUCAUUCUUUAGCAAACCCAGCGUCCCUUCCCUGCAAACUCCUGCUCCCAAAUCUUCUGUCGCUCGCAUCCCUCUGUCGGACCUGGAAGAAUCCAGUCGCGAAACCCUGCGCAAAUAUUAUGUUCGACUUCGCUACAAUGACCGACCUAUGAGAAUCCCAGGCUGUGUCUCGAAGACUGCAAAUCAUCUACCCGGCGACGACUCAUUCUGUACCCUGGAAGCGUUCAAAGAGAUUGUGGACAAAUUCACUCCAAAGCAAUGGCAAUCGGAGUGUUCGCAAAACAUCGGCGAAGGGAUCUUCGGAAAAGAUGGUAAAGAUAAAUCUGUUGCUGGCUAUUAA
Molecule: messenger RNA, 1800 nt
Organism: Talaromyces amestolkiae
Lineage: Eukaryota; Fungi; Ascomycota; Eurotiomycetes; Eurotiales; Trichocomaceae
Exons: 8
Coding region: 1-1800 (599 amino acids)
Biological process (GO): dephosphorylation
Molecular function (GO): phosphatase activity
Source: RefSeq, a predicted model, not a curated record